AUGAAGGGACUUCAGGGCGGAAUCUCCAUCGCCAUGCUGGCCACUGUAGCUAAAGCGCAGUUGAUAUCGGGUGCCGGUGGUGUGGACACGGGCAAUACCGCCGCCGUCCCUAUCACCAACGGCUUUUCGUCCAGCGUCAACGAGGCGCAUUCGGAUGACCACUCGGCGGAUGUGGAUGCGAAGAAGAAGGUUGUGGAACCCCAUGGCCGCCCUGGCCACCCUGGACACCACUGGGUCAGGGAAGAGAUCGACGGAAAGGAUACUGGAGCUCAGUACUAUCACCCAGAGACGAACGUGGAGUCGACCUCGGUGACCGAGUCCCACCAAGGUGACCACUCGGUCGACAUCAACGAAGACAACGUCAAGGUCCUGAAACCUGACCAUGGUCAUCACCCCCAUCCGCAUGAACCAACCCACCACAAGGCGCGAGGCGUCGACGAUCUGAUCGGUGGAGAAAGUGGAAUUGAUACCGGCAACUCAGCGGCCUUACCACUUACGAAUGGUUUCUCGUCCUCUGUCAACGAGGCCCAUUCGGAUGAUCAUUCGGCUGCGGUCCAUGACGACAAGACGGUUGUCGACCCCGAACCGCACCGUCCUCACCAUCACUGGCCCCGUGAGGAGCCUGAGCUGUUUGGCGGGGCUCACGGUAUUGACACGGGUAACUCGGCCGUGAUUCCCAUCACAAAUGAAUUUUCUUCGGGGGUGAAUGAGGCCCACGCGGAUGACCACUCGGUAGACCUGAACAAGGACAAGACGGUUGUGGACAGUGACCACCGACCUCAUCACCACUGGCCCCGCGGGGAACCUGAUUUGAUUGGUGGCACUCAUGGUAUUGAUACUGCCAAUUCUGCGGCCAUACCCAUCACAAACGAUUUUUCCUCGGCCGUGAACGAGGCUCAUGCGGAUGACCACACAGUGGAUCUGAACAAGGACAAGACUGUGGUGGAUGGAGCUCAUCACAGACCGCAUCACUGGCCCCGGGAAGAAGCGGAUUUGAUCGGCGGCGUUCAUGGUACGGAUACCAGCGGUUCAGCAGCCGUGCCUAUCACGAAUACCUUUAGCUCUGGGGUGUCUGAGAAACACUCGGAUGAUCACUCAGUCGACGUGAACAAGGACAAGACAGUCGUGCAUCCUGAAGACCACCGCCACCACCACCACUGGAGGAGGGUGCACGAGGACCUCAUCAGCGGCGCAGGAGGCAUCGAUACCGGCAACUCUGCCGCAAUCCCCAUCACUAAUGGCUUUUCAUCAACCGUCAACGAAGCCAGCGCGGACGAUCAUUCAGUCAAGCUCGACAAGGACAAGACGAUUGUGGACCCCGAACAUCACCGGGACUUCACUCACCCCCAUCAUCACGUUCGCGGGGAAGCCGGGGGCCCAACGUUGCUUGGAGGGGCUUCAGGUGUGGAUACUGCCAACGGCGCUGCCAUUCCCAUUACCAAUGGAUUUUCCUCGUCUGUGAAUGAGUACUCAUCAGAUGAUCAUUCCGUGGAUGCAGACUUCAAGGACACUCUGGUACGUCCAGGAGUCCAUCAUCCUCACCAUGGCCGGGACUUGUUUGGCGGACCUGGGGGCAUUGACACUGGUAACUCGGUUGUUAUUCCCAUUACAAACGCGUUCGCUUCUUCGGACAAUGAGGUUUCGUCGGAUGACCACUCUGCGGAUGUCAACUCCAAGGAUACCGUGGUUGCACCACCGGAUCAUCACCAUCCUCACCAUGUCCCUCGGGAUCUGAUCUCUGGAGCUUCUGGAAUUGAUACUGGGAACUCGGCGGUUCUUCCCAUUACCAACGAAUUCGCCUCGUCUUAUAAUGACCACUCAAGCGACGAUCACUCUGCGGAUGUCAAUGUCAAGGACACAGUCAUCGAUCCGGCCUCUCGUCAUCACCACCCGCAUGUGCCGCGUGAUCUUAUCAGUGGUGCUUCCGGUAUCGACACUGGCAACUCGGCAACUCUUCCCUUUACUAACCUGGCAUCGAACCAAGUGAGUGAGGCACACUCAGAUGACCACUCGGCAGACGUCAAUGUCAAGGAUACAGUUGUCGAUCCAAAGGUCCAUGGUCAUCACCCGCAUGGUCCCCGCGAUCUUUUUGGUGGUGCGUCCGGUAUCGAUACAGGCAACUCGGUAGUCAUCCCCAUCACCAAUGUAGCUUCGAAUGAAGUGAGUGAAGCACAUUCCGACGAUCACGCAGCAGAUGUGGAUGUCAAGGAUACAGUCGUCGCCCCCACCUCUCCUCAUCAUCCUCACCCCCAUGGACCACGUGAUUUAAUCAGUGGUGCCGGCGGUGUUGAUACCGGCAAUUCGGCUGUUCUCCCCAUCACCAACGUUGCCACAUCGCAGGUUAGCAAAGUUAGCUCGGAUGAUCACUCUGUUGACGCCAAUAUCAAAGACACCCUGGUGAAACCGGCGCCGCCUCAUCACGCUCACCCCCACCCGCAUUUGCCACGCGAUCUCAUCAGUGGCGCGGGAGGGAUCGACACUGGAAAUUCUGCAGCAAUUCCGAUCACCAAUUCGUUUUCCUCCAAAGUCAAUGAAGUAAGCUCGGAUGACCACUCCGUCGAUGCCAAUCUCAAAGACACUGUUGUCGAUGAGUCAGCUCACGGUCAUCCUCAUGCGCGCCCCCACCACCCGAGAGACUUGAUCAGUGGUGCUGGAGGAAUUGAUACAGGGAACAGCGCUGCUCUCCCCUUUACCAACGAAUUCUCCUCCGAGGUCAAUGAGGCUCAUGCAGAUGACCAUUCCGUCGAUGCGAAUCUGAAAGACACUGUUGUCGAUCAGUUACCUCAUGGUCAUCCCCAUGCGCGUCCCCAUCACGCAAGGAACUUGAUCAGUGGUGCGGGAGGAAUUGAUACGGGGAACAGCGCUGCCCUCCCCUUUACCAACACAUUCUCCUCGGAGGUCAAUGAGGCUCAUGCUGAUGAUCACUCUGUCGAUGCUGACAUCAAGGAUACCUUGGUCAAUGACCCGCAUCGCCAUCAUCAUCGCGCCGAAGACAGUCUUAUCAGCGGUGUUUCAGGAGUGGACACAGGAAACUCGGCAGUCAUUCCAAUCACAAAUGCUUAUGGAAAAGAGACGAAUGAAUAUUCCAGUGAUGACCACUCCGUUAGUGAGGAUGUACACGACACCGUUGUGGACCCGUACCAUGGGCACCCUGAUUACCAUGGUCAUGCAGACUCGGGCCAUAGUUCUGCUCCUGUUCACAGCACUGACCAGGGCACUGACCAGGGGAUUGGUCAUGCCACUGAGCAGACCUCGGACCAGACAGAGACGCAUGGCACCGAGACCCAGCCCUGCUCCUCCCAAAUCGUCCAUGAAGUUGUUCACACCAUCACUCGUACUUUGAACAGUGAGCCUACCAAGGGUGCGGUUGCCGAUCACCAGCAUGCCACUCCUGCGUAUAAUGCCCCUGCGGCGGAGGCCACCGGGGCCGUUGAAGAAACAUCUGCCUACAAUGCACCUGUGGCUGCCGCCUCCACACCUGUCUACAAUGCUCCAGCCGAGGCUACUGAAGCUACUGUGGAAUCGACCCCUGUCUACCAGGCACCAGCGGCUAUUGAGUCUACAGUUCAGUACGCUCCCUCCACCCCCGUAUACAACGAAGCCGAAGUAGUCGAGCCCAGUGGCGGAUCUACAUUCUUCAGCCCCGACAUCGCGGAAGCCCACAACCUGGUUGACAACAGUGCGUCAUCUGCGGCACAACCCCCGGUGGCUGAGGCCACCAACGCUGCCGUCGCGGCCCCUGCCCCGACCGACCCGUUCGACGUGGACACCAUCGCAUCAACCAUCACCAUCCAGGAGGCUUCCACAUUCCACAUGAUCCCUGUAUUUGUGCCUGCCCCUACCGACACGUUCCAUGUCGCAGCCAGCAGCAUCGCCGCACCUUCGUCUCGUCCCACCGGCGUCGAUGCCUUGCCAUCAUUCCGCUACAACCUGCCACUCUCCUCCUCUUCCGCCCUUCCUUCGUCAAACACCAUCAUGUUCACUGGCGCCGGUGCACAGGUGUCUCCUACAGGCCUUUUCCCGAUCGUUGCCGGUCUGGUGGCUCUCCUGGCUCUCGUUCUGUAA
This is a messenger RNA of Aspergillus sclerotioniger CBS 115572, 4065 nucleotides long. RefSeq names its product putative GPI anchored protein (gene CweA). The transcript has 2 exons. NCBI's taxonomy places the organism in Eukaryota, Fungi, Ascomycota, Eurotiomycetes, Eurotiales, Aspergillaceae. The record is from RefSeq and is a predicted model, not a curated record. Bases 1 to 4065 code for a protein of 1354 amino acids.